Molecule: messenger RNA, 12912 nt
Organism: Closterium sp. Yama58-4
Lineage: Eukaryota; Viridiplantae; Streptophyta; Zygnematophyceae; Desmidiales; Closteriaceae
Source: the annotation of a GenBank genome assembly
AUGGCGCGGCGCACUCACAUGGUCACGGAUGGCAGCAACGGCAGCGGCGACAGCGGCGACAGUGCAAGUGCGAGCACCUGCGGGGAUGACGCGAUGAACAGGCAGAGCAGCAUGAAUGAGGCGGACAGCGGCCUGCUCGCCCUCCUCUCGCCCACCACGCCCACCACGGCCAGCCCCAGCCCAAGUCCGAGUAGUGUGUUUUGGGGAAGCAGCAGGGCGAGAGCGCCUGGGCUCACGGGUGAGGGGGACGGCAGUGGCGCGGUGGCGCAGGACAGACGAGAACCGCAAGCAGGUGCGGGUGCUGUGCCCAUGGCAGCAGCAUCGCUGGCACACGCUGCUGAGGCAGUGGCAGCUGGCCGUGCUGACGGGGAUGGCAGUGGGGCAGGGGGUGGCGGCAAGGAGAUAUUUGUGGUGUCGGACGGCACGGCGUGGGCGGCAGACAGGGCGGUGGAGGCUGCAGUGGGACUGCUGGACUGCGGGCUAGCGGGCGGCCGAUGCUCCGUGCUCACCAGACUCUACUCACAUGUAGGGGGGGAGGGGGGGACUGGUGGAGGGGAUAAACUCCCCCCUCUCUCACCCCACACCUCAGGUGACAGACGCGGCGUCUCUCCUCGCCAUCAUCCACACAGCAGCACACUCGCUGACGCCGCUCUGCGCCACACCGCCGCGCACGCAGCAGCGGCGCUGCACGUGGCAGCCGUGGACGUGUUGGGGCCGCUGCUGGCUGCCGUGGGGGAGCACAUGGGCGUGCAUGCAGGGGGGGCAGGGCAAGGCGCGGGGAGCAAGCAUAAUGGGGAGCUGGGCGAGGAGUACUUCCGGCGCAUCGAGGCCGUAGAGUUCACCAUCCGGCAGGACGAUGGAGCCCUGCCGCGGAACCUGGGGCAGGCGGACAUCAUUCUUGUGGGUGUGUCCCGCACUGGCAAGACCCCGCUCUCCAUGCACCUCGCGCACAUGGGCUAUAAGGUGGCGAACAUACCGCUGGUGCCGGGAGUGGCGCCACCAGCGGAGCUGCUGCAGGCGGACAAGGUGGACCAGCGCCGCAUCUUCGCCCUCACCAUCGCCGCUCCCACCCUCGCCUCCAUCCGCCGCGCACGCUACCACCGCCUGGCCGUGCUGCAGCCACACAGGGGCGCAGGGAGGGGGAGUGCGGAGCAUGUGAGGGGCGAGCUGGACGCGGCUGAGGACCUCUUCGCCCUGCACCCCCUGUGGCCCGUCCUUGAUGUGACAGGAAGGCCCAUCGAGGAGACAGCGGCACUCAUUCUCCGCAUUUACCACGAGCGCAUGAACCCUCAGGCCGCACCACAUGCUCUGCAGGAGGUGGCGAGGGGGGCGAAAGGGGGAGACGGGAGGGACGGAGGGAUGGAGAGGCAGAGGGGGGGAAAAGGGGUGUUGCAGCUGCAGCGACUGGUGGCUGGGAUGUGCCGAUUGGAGGGGAUUCGCGCGGUGGGAGGGGGAGACGGAGAGGCGCAGAGUGCAGGGGGGAAGGACGAGGCGGGGACAAACGAGAAUGAGGGAGUGGGGAAGGGAGCGGACGGAGGGAGUGACGCAGGUGCGGUUGGGGCGGAGGAACGAGACGCGGCAGCUGCGCUGGUGGUGGAAACGGUACUGGCAAUCAUGGGGUGCAGGUACGAGGGGGACGAGGUGGCGGAGGAGGAAGAGGGCAGUGGUGACAACAGGGGCGCGGAGCGGCGGAGGAAUGGCAAGGCGCCUGGGCCCGGGCCUGUGAUCAUGAUGUCUGCUGAGGCCGCUGUGCUGGCCGCCGCGCUGCUGCCGUGGCUGCCAUGCCGUGACUGCCGCCCGCCUGGGGUCACGGGCAGUGGAGCAGCGAGUGAUGGCGCAGCGAGGGAGGCAGCAGAGAGUAGAGAUGGCGAGGAGAGUGUCAAGACACAGGCACGCGCACCCGCUGACGCAGCGGCAGGGGCAGCUGGGUUGGGAACAGGUGCAGGAUCAGCGGCAGGGGCAGUGGUGGGGAGUGGGAGGUCCCCUCGCACGCGCGUGGCACGGGUGCUGGCCACGGCGCUCUCCUCCUGCACGCGCAACCGUGCCAUGUGCGCUGCUGCCCGCCUCACCUCCUCCCUCCUCGCCUCCCUCCGCAUCAUCCUCCUGGGCGGCGUGCGGGCCAAUGGCUCGCUGCCACCUGGCGCUGCCCUGCUGGAUGAAGCACCGCUGCCGGUGGAGCCGAUUGUGAGCAGCGCAGGGGAGGGUGCGGAUGCGCGUGAGGGUGCGGGUGAGGGUGAGGGUGGUGCAGCGCUGUAUGGGGCAGCUGAGGCUGCGUGGGAUGCUGGGCCUGUGCUGGCAGCGCUGCAGUCGCUGGCGUCCCACUCCGUGUCCGUGGGCGAGGUGCGCCAGUGGAUGGGGUCCGUUGUCGCUCUCUCCGCCUCCCCCCCCCCUGCCACCACCCCUCCUGCCUCCAUCGCAUCAACAGCAACAGGGGCAGCCGGGAUGGCAGGGGGAGGAGGAGGCGGAGAGAAGGGGGUAAGAGGCAGCGCAGGGGGAGGGGAGUGGGUGAGGCGGGAGAAGGCGGGGGCGCUGCUGGAUGUGCUGCAGGGGGCGAUGGAAGGGGAGGAGGUGAGAGCACCCGCAUACACGUUCGAGCUGGACGGCGAGAGCUCAGGGCUGCUGGGGCCUGGCGACAGCAAGUGGCCGUUCGGCAACGGGUAUGCGUUUGCCACGUGGAUCUACGUGGAGUCGUUUUACGACACCGAGAGCUCCGCUGUCGGCGCCGCCGCCAUGGCCGCCGCCAUUGCUGCCGCCGCCACCGCCAAGGUCGGCCGCACCUCCGCGGUGUCCGCUGCGGCAGCUGCGAGCGCGCUGGCAGGGGAAGGGCUGAUGCACAUGCCGCGGCUGUACAGCUUCCUGACGGCGGAGAGUGAGGGCGUGGAGGCGUACUUCCACCGCGAGUACCUCAUCGUCGAGUCCUCCACGCACCGCGGCUCCAAGAGCACCUUCCACUUCUCGCACGCCUUCCAGGCGCAGCGCUGGUACUUCAUAGGUCUCGAGCAUGUGUUCAAGCCGUCGCUGCUGGGCAAGGCGGAGUGCCACAUGCGCCUGUACGUCGACGGCCGGCUCGUCGAGUCCCUGCCGCUCGACCUGCCGCGCAUCUCGCGACCUCUCGGCUUCCUGUGCAUCGGCACCAACCCGCCCGCCGCCAUGGCGGGGCUGCAGCGCCGCCGCAAGCAGUGCCCGCUGUUUGCCGAGCUGGGCCCCGUCUACAUUUUCAAAGAGCCCAUCGGCGCUGAGCGCAUGAUGCGCCUUGCCGCGCGCGGCGGGGACCACCUGCCGUGCUUUGGCGCGGGCGCGGGCGUGCCGGCGCUGCUCAGCAGCGACCAGCUCAUGCUGGCGGCCGAUGACGCAUACAGCCUGGACUCGGAGCUCGCCCCCCGCCUGCACCUGCUGUACCACCCGCGCCUGCUGCUCGGCCGCUUCUGCCCGGACGCCUCCCCUGCCAGUGCAGCCGGUGUGCACAGGCGGCCAGCGGAAGUGCUGGGGCACGUGCAUGUGGCAGCGAGGCACAGGGUGCCGGAGGCCAUCUGGCAGGCGGGGCAGGGGGGCCCGCUGGCGCUGCUGACGCUCGCCGUUCACGCUGUCCACCCGGACUCGUUCCUGCCCUUGCCGCUGGCUCUGUGUGCGGAUCCGCCUGCUGCCGUGGCUGCAGCGCGGCUGCUGCCGCGCGUGCUGGGGGUGGUGGGGCGGGCCAUGCGGCAUGGCAUGAACAGGGAGGAGAUCAAGGGAGGGGCUCCUGCCAUGCUCGCGCUCAUGGUGGCUGAGCAGCACGGUGCAGCACUGUGUUCCCUGGAUGAGCCUGAGCCUGAGCGUGAGCCGCCGUACGACAAGCAGCUGGCAGCGGCAACUGCAGCACUGGCCAUGGCACCACGCUUUGGCGACCCGUUAAAGCCGCACCUCUUCCUGCACCUGCUGCUGCACCUGCCGCUGUGGGCGGCGUGCCCCCUGCCCGUGCAGCAGCAGGUGCUGACCUCGCUGGCCGCCGUGGCAGUGCGCGAGCAGCACACGCUGAGAGCAGCGGGCGCGCUGCCCGUGCUGCUGGAUGGGUGCCGGCGCUGCUACUGGGUGCACCUCGAAGCCAUCUCCCUGCCCCUCGGCCCCUCCUCCUCCCGCUCCGCCACUCCUGCUGCAAUCAAAAGCCCUGGGGCAGAAGAGGCUGGUGGGGGAGCGGAGGUGGGAGGGGAGAGGAGAGAGCAGGAGGAGCGGGAGAUGGUUUUGCGGCAGCAUGCGCGGAUGGGCGAGGUGAAUGCGCUGGUGGACGCGGUGAUGGGCGUGUUGGAGCUGCUGCUGGCCACCAGCAAUGCCACCGCCAUGGGGGCCGACAUGCGCACUCUCGUUGCCUUCCUGCUCGACUGCCCUCACCCCAACCAGGUGGUGCGAGUGCUGCUGCUGGUGUACCGCCUCUUAUCGCACCCCAACGCCGCGCGAGCAGCCGGCUUCUCCGUGCAGUUUUUGGCAGCAGGCGGCGCGCACAUGCUGCUCGCGCUGCUGCUCAGGGAGAGCCACUGGGGCGACGCUUGCCCCCUGCUCUUCCCCCCUGUGCCUUGCAAGGCCGAGGCGGGCCGUGUGAAGGAGGUGGUGGGGGAGGAGAAGGCCGAUGGUGGGGUGACGGUUGGAGGAGUGAAGGGUAAGGAUGGAGGUGUGGCGAAGGAGGGGACCAUCAGUGUGCAGGGCCGUGCAGGGACCACGGGUCAACGUGCUCAUGGCGCUGCUGUGGACGCUAGAGAUUCCUCAGACAAGGAAGCUGCUCGAUCAGCCUCAGAAGCAGCAGGCGUAGCAGCAGCCGCAUCAACCGAAGCAGAAGCAGCAGAUGAAAGCGGGUCCGGGGGAAAAGGGCCGAGUGCAGAGCUGAAGGUGGAAGUGCCAGCAGGCAGCAGCAACAGCACUACUUCCCACGCGCUCACCCCCAAAACACCCACCCCCAACCCCGCCACCCCCGCCGCCGCCACCCCAUCCUCCUGGCAAGUCUUGUUCGACCCCUUUGGCUCCCGAGCCCACCGCCCCGAGGCAGAAGCGAAUGCAGCGGAUGGGCAGAAAGCAGCUGGUGGCAGCAGCGGCGAGGAGGCGGCGAAGGAGACACGAGCAGGGGGGACGGACGGGGAGGCAGCAGGGGAGGCGAAGGAGGAGAGGGAGGAGCGGAUCCCUGAGCCUCGAACGGGGCUGGACGUGGCUGGGGAGAUCAUGAGGAGGCUUCAGCAGCGAGGGCUGUUCCAAGCGUCUCCCAUGAGCAUUCUCGCCCCGGGACCCGCGGGGAACAGCGUCACAGUGGCACCCUCUGUGCCCAUCCGGCAGCCGUUGGCGAGCAGCAGAGCAGCAGGCGCCAAGGGCUCUCACGGUCUGUCAGGGGACGUCAUGGUGGCCGCAGCCGCGCUCUCCCUCUCUGCCACCGGCCGCCGCAGUGGGCGCCGCCUCGCCUCCGCCUCUUACGGCGAGCAGUCCCUGCUCGCACCGAAAUCGCACGACUUCCCCCUCACGGACGGCCCAGAUGGGAUCUUCAUCGCAGUGGUGUCGAUCCUAGGGCUGUUAGCGGAGAGGGGGUAUAUUCGGCUGAGCAGCCCGGCGGUGCUGGGGCUGGUGCCGGGGGGGGCGGGCGCAGGGCUGGGGUCGGUGGUGGCGGAUAGAGGCGUGGGGGAGCGCAAUAGCAACAACGUGGGGGCGUGGGCGGUGUACGGCGCGCAGAGGGCGCUGCAGCGCGCGCCUGACAGGCUGCUCACGCCUGCUGUGUACCAUGCCAUCAUGACUGCCGUGCUGCGCUCCGAGGUCAGUCACACGCACGUGACGUGCGGUGUAAGUUAUCUCCCCUCUUGUGUUCCGCCCUCCAUCCUCCCGUGCAUUUCCCACUGCAUGCAUUCGCCCCCUCCUGUUUCCCUGCAGUCAUGCACAUCAGCGCAAGCAGCACCUGCCAGCAGUGGCGCCAAUGUCGCUGAUGCCAGCACCACCAACGCCAGUGCGAGCGAGGCGGGCAGUGAGGCAGCAGCAGCAGGGCGGAGGGUGCUGGCAGGCGACACGGUGUUGGCGGAGUCGCAGCUGCAGCUGCUGCUGGCGCCGCUCAGAGCGCUGCCCUCCGCUGCUCCGCGCACCCAACUCGCCAUUCUGCAGGCAACCCUUCUCCUCUCCCCUUGCCCUCCCAUGCUCUCCCCUUGCCCUCCCAUGCUCUCUCCAUCCACUCGACAUUCUCUUUCUUUUCCUUACUCCAAUGACAUCUGCUCCCUCUGCCUGCCCAUACUGCUCCUCACAUCAGUUGUUGCUGCUAUGCCUCUGCUUUUGAAUCGCCUCAAUAGUUCCUCCCCUCGAUGUUGUUACGACGCUCACCGCACCCCCUCCAACUAUGCUCGCCACACCCCCUCCACCUACGCUCACCCCACCCAACUAUGCUCACUGCACCGCACCCCAACCCACCCACAGGACGUGUUGCUGCUGGUGUCGCUGAGUGGCAGCAACCGCUGGCAGCUGUCGUGCCUGCCAGAGUGGCCCGAGUGGUUGCUCGAGGUGCUGCUAGACAACCUCGAGGUCCACGUGAGCUCACAUCUAGAGCUUGCACAUGUGGAUAUGCUACUCCUGCUCAGCUGCACAUGUGGAUAUGCUACUCCUGCUCAGCUGCACAUGUGGAUAUGCUACUCCUGCUCAGCUGCACAUGUGGAUAUGCCACUCCUGCGCAGCUGCACAUGUGGAUAUGCCACUCCUGCACAGCUGCACCGUCCUUCCCUUGCAUUCCCUUCUUUCCUGCCUCCCAUUUUCCCUUUUCCCUCAUCUACUUGUCGUUCUCACUGCACUGCACCUUCUCACCUGUGCUGUUCAUCUGCGCUGCAGCGACUGCCGGCUGGUGCAUGCUCCAUCAGCAGCACCCAAGCUGGGGCGCAACACGCGGCAGGGGAAGGCAAAGAGGCACCCACGGCUGCGGCCGCUGCAAGUGGCAAGACAGGGGGAGGAGAGGGCGGAGAGGGGCGGGUGGAGGAGGCAGGUGCAGGUGGCGAUGGUGAGGGCAGUGGCGGGGCGGUUGGCGGCAGUGGUGGUAGCAGCGGAGGGGGGCUGACAGAGGAGCAGCAGGAGCGCGUGGAUGUGAAUGAGAUGAUAUUCGCUUUCCUGGGCACUGUGCUCGAACACUGCAUGACCUUCAAAGACGGCUGGAAGGAGCUAGAGGCCACAUUCCAUUGUCUUGAGUGGAUGGCUCUCAUUGGUGGAUCCAGCAUCGGCCCCGAGCGAGUCAAGCGUGAGGAGGGCAUGGCAACGGUGAAGCGGCGCCUGCUGCAUGGCGUCAUGGACUUCACUGCUGCGCAGCUGUGCCUGCAGGUCAGAAUCACAUCUCACUCUAUUCUUCCCCAUCUCUUCCUCCUUUCCCAGCGCUGUAAUCCCUCGUUCUCUUCUCCCUCUCACUUAGCCCCUGCUUCAUCACCCACCCCUUGUCUCGCCCACCCACACACCACGGCCAAGCAGGCUCAAGUGGAGGCGACAGCAGCAGCGGCAGCGGCGGCAGCAGCAGAGGCAGCAGCGCUGGCGUCCCCUCUCCCCAUAGACAUCCCCAUCUCGCCCACGCCCACCUCCCCACACCCGCGCGCCCCCGACCCCUUGCUCACGUCCCCCACAUCUGCGUGGCUGCUGGAGAACGCGGUGGCGCUGCUGAUGCUGCUGGAGGACUUCCUGCGCUUCCACGCUGCGGCGCGCUCGCCCCUCGCCCUGCCCACCGUCGCCUUCGACGCCGACGACACCCUCCCCGGCUCCCGCCCUGCCGCCUGGCAGGAGGUCCCUGACCCUGACUCCCCCACAGGAGCCGGAGCGUCUGCGGGAGGUGGUGCGGGAGGGGGGUCUGUGCUGCCAGGCAUGACGGCAACAGCAGCAGCGGCGGCCGCAGCGGGGUUGAUGCCGCUGGCGGCGCAGCUGUCCAACCCGUUGCUCUCCGCCGGCUUGUCCUCGCGGCGCCGCAGCCCCACGGAUCUGCUGACUCUCGAGAUGCUCGCGCUCAUGGCGGACAAUGCGGGGCAGCUGACGGCCCCCAUGCUGGAGCGCAUCACCGCUUCCACCAGUGCCGAGCCCUUUGACGCCGUGCGCUGCGCCCUGCCCGCUUACGGGUCUAUUUCGCACGAGUUACCCCUCAGUUGGGGGCACCGCAGCAAGCUGUGGUAUGGCGUGGCGGUGCCGGCCGAGGGGAAGGGCGCACCGGGGUGGGGCGGCGGGCGGGUGGCGUGGGCGGCAGCAGUGGAGAUUGACCCGGUGACGGGGCGGUGGCUGGACCUGCCUCUCGUGGUGAAGGCUGUUGCCAUGCUGCGAUCCAUGCUGCUGGAGGAAGGGGAGGUGGGGCAGGGGGGUGAGAAGCAGGGGGAGAAGGGUGGUGCAGGGACGGCGGAAGGGGUGUUGGCGGUGGUGGGGGGGAUAGCGAACAUGUUGGGAGGGGGGAGUGCGGGGGGCGUGUUGAACCGCGCGAGUCAGUUGCUGCUGGAGGACGAUCAGACGCUGCUCACUGUGAUCCGCCUCGUGGGCGUGGCUGCCAGGGAGCUCAGUCACGUGGUGGAUGAGGAGCAGGAGGGGGAGAGGGCAGCACCACGUGGCAAGGAGGGGGGAGUGGAUGGGGCGGGCGGGGGAGUGGUGGCGUGGGAGCGAGGGGAGGUGGAGGGCAUCUCUCCUGGCGUGCUCAGCUCCCUGCUCUGGCGUGCGGUGCUGCCGCUGCUCACAACAGCGUCACUUGACGCGCGCAAGCAGUGCGCCCUCGCAGCAUCUGCCGUCCUGCACACAGAGGCGAUCCACGCCAUAGCGCCAUCACGCGCCAUACUGCGUCCGUCGCUGAUCGCAGUGGUGCAGCCGCCGCUGGCAGCGCUGCUGCGCAAGUGGCGCUCCGCCUUCGCCUUCAUCCCGCACCUCACAGACUUCGAGGGCCACAACCCCUUCCUCAGGGACGAUGACCGCGCUCUUGCCACCGACGCCGCAGCUGACGAGGUGGACUUUGAGCGCCACAACCCCUUUUUGAGGGAUGAUGACCGCGCUUUUUCUACUGACGCUGCACCCCAUGAGGUGGGUGGGAGGGAGGGAGGGGCAGCAGCGGCUGGGUCAGGGGAAAGGGUGAAUGGCAGUGGCACGGUGCUGGGUCCCACGCUGGGCGGGCUGCAGCAGCACCUCGAUGGCUUGCGCGGGCUCAUCCGCGCUCAGAGGCUGCGGAGGGUGAAGAUAGAGACGCAGAUGGCACGCGCACACACAGCUGGCAUGCGCAUGUGGCGCUCGCUCAUUUGCCAGCUGCUCGAGUCAGGGCUGCUCGUGGGGCUCCCCGGCAGCUACCACGCGCUGACGCAGCGCCGGGUGUUUUGGAAGCUGGACCGAGUGGAGAGCAGUGCGCGCAUGCGGCGCCGCAUGGUGCGCAACUACCGCGGCUCCGACUGCCACGGGCUCGCUGCUGACUUCCGGCCCCCCUCUGAUGACCCCCCGCCCGCUGCCAAGCGCGCCCGCUCCCAGGGGGACGCGGAUGGGGCAGAUGGGGUAGACAAGGGGGUGGUGGCAGGGGCGGUGGGCUUGCAGGAGGGGGGGGAUAUGGGGGUUGAGGGGAAGAAACGAGAGAAGGAUGGGGAGGGAGAGGGGGUUGCAGUGGGAGGGGGAGCAGGUAGUGAGGGUGUGGGUGUGGAUGGGGAGGGGAAGGUUGAGGCAAAGGAAGGGGUGGCGGAGGGGAGUGGCGCAGGGGAUGUGGAUGUGGAGGGCGUGGGAGGGGCCAUAGUGGGAGGGGCCAUAGUGGGAGGGGCUAUAGUGGAAGAUGCAUCGGGGCUGCUGGGGGGCUGUCUGCCCGCCCCUGUGAAAGACUUCGAUGCUCCUGUGCAGACGAGGGCGGAUGAGGAGGGGCAGGACGGGGAGGUCGAGAGGGACAGAGGGGAGGGGGAGGGUGGAGAAGGCGAGGAGAUUGAGGGGGCACGAGGUGCAGCAGAGGGGGGUGGUGAAGGCGUGAGAGCAGCAGAGGGAGGUGCAGUUGGGGGUGGUGCUGUGGAGCAUGAGUUGGUGGAAGGUGGUGUCAAGCAGGCGGCAGGUGCUGAUGAUACUCUGGGGGCGAAAGAUGCUGAGUCAGGACAAACGGCAUCUGCUGCUGAUUCAGACGCCAAGGGUGGUGACUCAUCAGGAGCAAGAGGUCCGGAGGAGCGGCUACGAGUGCACCGAGCCAUCGAGCAUGCCAACCCACCGCACCUGCAGCACCACUUCUCCCCCACUCUGCGCCCGGAGAAGAUGCUAGAGCGGCUGCAGCUCACUGAGAGAUGGAUCCGCAGGGAGAUCACCAAUUUCGACUACCUCAUGCAGCUCAACACCCUGGCAGGCCGCACCUUCAACGAUGUCACCCAGUACCCCGUAUUCCCCUGGGUAAUUCAGGACUAUACCUCAAAGGAGCUCGACCUCACCAACCCAGCCACCUUCAGAGACCUCUCCAAGCCGGUGGGGGCGCUGGAUGCAGAGCGGUUGGAGAAGUUUGUGGAGCGGUACCACAGCUUUGCGGACCCCAUCAUCCCCAAGUUCCACUACGGCUCGCACUACUCCAGCGCCGGCAUUGUGGCGCACUAUCUGCUGCGGGUGGAGCCGUACACGUCGCUGGCGCUGGCCCUGCAGGGCGGGCAGUUUGACCACCCCGACCGGCUCUUCCUGGACGUGGCUGCCACGUGGCGGGGAGUCACUUCAGACAUGAGCGAUGUGAAGGAGCUGGUGAGGCAUGGCAAGGAGCUGAUACCGGAGUGGUUCUGUCUACCGGAGAUGUUCACCAACAUCAACGGGCUGCACCUCGGCUCCACGCAGAAGGGAGAGGUCAUCGGGGACGUGAAGCUGCCGCCGUGGGCUGCCAGUGCGGCGGACUUUGUGCGCAAGCAGCGGGCGGCACUGGAGAGCGAGUAUGUCAGCAGCAACCUGCACCAUUGGAUCGACCUCAUCUUCGGGUACAAGCAGAAGGGCAAGGAGGCCUUGGCGGCGCACAACGUGUUCUUCUACGUCACCUAUGAGGGCGCUGUGGACAUCGACUCCAUCACCAACCCCGUCGUGAGGAGGGGCAUGCAGGAUCAGAUCUCCUACUUCGGCCAGACGCCCUCGCAGCUACUCACCACACCGCACCCACCGCGCAUCCCGCUGGACUACGCACUGCACCUGCACACGGUGUUCCGCAAGCCAGACGAGAUCCUGCCCUACGUGCUGCCGCACCCCGACACCCUCAACGUCCCCGCCAGCCGCAUCGUCGCCACCUCAGAUGCGAUUGUGACCGUUGAUCUCAACGCUCCUGCGUGCCACUGCCAUUCUGCGCAUGCUCACGGGGGCGGCGCUGGGCAGCAAGGGCAGCAACAGCGAGACAUCCCUCUAUCCGCGCCUCGUCGCGCUCCCUGCUCCGGGGAUAAAGCACACGACAACAGCAGCAGGCGCGGUCGGAGGGGAGGGGAAGGAGGGUCCGGCGGGGGAAAGGAGAUCAUAGCGAUUUCCCCGGACGGCAAGUUUCUGUUCACGGGCGGGCAGGCUGAUUUCUCUGUGAAGCUGGUCUCAGUGGACUCCACUCGCGUGCUCGAGACCGCUGCCGUGCAUGGCGGCCCCGUGACCUGCCUCGCUCUCUCCCCUGACGGCGCCACUCUCGCCACGGGCGCCACGGACGGGGUGGUGCUGCUGUGGCGAGUCAACCAGGCCUCCGCGCCCUUCCCUUCCUCCCCUGCCGCGGGGGUCACGGCUGGCCUCGUGGCUGCUGGCACGGGGGCGGGAGGGCGAGUGGCACGGCGCAGCAGUGCCGCACCCACGGGCCCGCACGACCCGGCGCUGGCUGCGGCCGCUGCAGCGGUGUCGGCGAGCGAGGAGCGAGCAGGCAGCAUGGCAGUGGGCGGAGCAGAUUACCCUGAGCGGGGCGCCGGGGGUGGCAUGUCGGAGGCGGCACUGCUGCUGAGCGCAGCCGGGGGCAUGGGCGGGGCGGGGGGGCUGGAGGCGCCGAGGAAGUGGAGGCGCAUGGAGGGACCCGUGCAGGUGCUGCGGGGGCACCUAGACACCAUCCUGUGCUGCGCCGUGUCCUCGGACCUCGACCUCGUGGCCUCCUCCUCGCGCUCGCGCGGUGUGCUCCUGCACUCCCUCAUGAAGGGCCGCUUCCUGCGCCAGCUGCCAGGGGUGGGGCCGGCAGACCUGCUAGCCAUCUCGCCGGAAGGCGUGGUGGUGGUGUGGGAGCGGCGGCAGCGGGCACUGCGUGCGUUCACGAUCAACGGGGCGGCGGUGGCGGGGGUGAGGAUCUCGGAGGAGGAUGGUGAUGUGAGCAGCGUGCAGGUGUCGAGCAACGGGCUGUUUGUGGCCGUGGGCACGGACUGCAGCCGGUGGCGGCACGUAAGGGAGAAGGAACGGCAGAAGGAGAGGGAGCGCGCUGCUGUGAUUGCCGGGGAGAAGGUGGGGCUGGGGAAGGCUGGGAGCUUCAAAGAGGAUGAGGCGCGACGCAGGGAUGGUGGGGGUGAGAAGGGCGAGGGAGGAGGGGAGUUGGAAGGGGAGAAAGGGGAGGCGGGCCGUGGGCAGCGGGACGAAGGGGAAAGAGCAGGGGAGGGAGGCGAGGGGUUGACCUUAGGCAAGGAGAGCCGGGAGGGAGAGGGCGAGAGGAGGGAGGGCGGGGAGGUUGAGGGAGAGGGUGGAGGGGCGGCAGCAGGGGAGCGUGGUGCACUGCCGGACUGGAGGAGCACGGACGAAGGGGGGUCACAGAAGGAGCGUGGAUCAGCGGUGUCACUUCUUGACCUCUUCUCCCUCAAGGCGCUGUGUCGGUUCAAGCUGCCGGAGGGCACGGACGUGACAGCGCUGGCGCUCUCAGCGGACAACACCAACCUGCUCUGCUCCACCUCCGCUGACCUCGCCCCCGGCCAACUCAUCCUCUACAGCAACCCCCUGCUGAGUGUGAAGAUGGUGGAUCAGAUGCUGCGCCUCGGCUGGGAGGGCAGCGACUUCGCCAGCAUCUUCUGA